CGGUGAUGACGCGACGGGAGCGCGGUUGCUAUGGCGGCUGGGAACGCGGGAAGGCCCGGGGGAGACCGAGAGAAGGUUGGGAUCCUGAGGCUGCUGUGCGAUGCAGAGGGAUUCCCGCACCGUUCCGAGCGGGCCGCACCGCCAGAUGGACUCCCCGAUUCGAGCUGAGGACCUGAUGAGCGACGUGGAGCUGCUGCCGCCGUCUGCGCCUAGCUCUGCGCCGCCGAGCCCGUGCCUCGCCACCGCCGCGGACGAGUCCAACUGUGGGCGCUCUGCUCCUCCCGCCGCGUCACGCUCCCUGCCCAGCAGCCCCCAUGCCAGCCUCGCCACCACCUCCUCUGAAGUGACAGCCAGGCUGUACUCCUCGCUGCGGGCCAGCCGCGAGCUGGGAGCUGCCCGCUCCUCCCCUCCUCCUUUCUCCUCCUCCUCAGGUGCCCUCACCAACUGUUCCAAAGAUUCACCCCACGUCCUCAGGCCGACUGCCAGCAGCCAGGCUGGGCCGGGCACCUGCAAAACUGCUGCCUCCCGCCCUCCAAAGUCUGUCCAGUUCUCCAAGGAGGCCCCUAGGCCGCUGGCACCCCCUGGCCUGGAAGAUCUGGCUGUGCAGGCGGCCCAGCGACUCUCCAAAAGGGCAGAAGGCAGCGAAGCGCUGAAGGGUGGAUCCAGGCACAUCUCGGAGAUGGAGUCGGUCCGGUCCCACCUGCAGAACAUGUUGAAACUCUCCGAGGAUCUCACCUGCAGGGUCAGCCCCAGCUCCCCAGUGUCAAAGGGGGCUGAGGACCAGAGGGAUGACGACUCCUUUGAGAGUGACUGCACCAGCGCUUUACUCAGUGCCAAACCUUAUCAGAUUUCUGUGUCCCCGCCAUUGCCCCUCCUGGGAUUGGAUGAGGCUUCUCUCUUCCCUCGGUAUUCCCAUAUGCGGCUGGGAACGGGAGAGGGACUGGUGGCUGAAUCCUCCGUCUACGAGAAUCAGAUUCUGAAGGACACCCUUGACAAAGAGCGCACCAGGAGGAAGCACUGCGAGAAACAGAUUCAGAGUCUGCAGAACAAGAUCCUGGAACUCCAGCAACAAUUGGCCGUGGCAGUGUCAGCUGACCGGAAGAAGGACAUUAUGAUUGAGCAGCUGGAUAAGACGCUGGUGAAGGUGGUGGAUGGUUGGAAGAAACACGAUUCAGAGAAAUCAGAAGCCAUGAGGCAGUUGCAGGAGGAUCGCGAGGCGGCAGAGAAGGGGUGCAGCAAGCAGCAACAGGUCAUGUUCAACUUGGAACAGCGUUUAUCUCAAGCAAACCAAACUCUGGUGAAGGAGCAGCAAGAAAAGGAUCUCCUGGAGGUGGAGCGGGGCAUGUUGGAGGAGCAGAACCAGAAGUUACAGAAGGCUCUGGAAGUGGAGCAGCAACGCUGCCUGAGGGUGCAGGGUGACUGCGAAACAGCAGAGACCAGCAGGCAGCACGAGCGCAAACAGGCCGAGGCAUUGCGUGCCAAGCUAGCAGAGGAACGACAGGCGAGCAGCCAACGUGAAAAGCAACUGGAGCAGAGGAUCACGCAGCAGGAAGAAGAGCUUCAGAAGCAGCUGGAGAAGGAGAAGGCAACCGCUCAACGUGAGACUCAGCGAGCGCAAGAUGCACAGCAAGUCCUUGGAUCUGUCCAAACGGAAUUGCAGAGGGUGGAAAUCGAACUGGACACAGCAAAACGUGACAAGGAAAAUCUGCAGAUGGAGCUCAGCCUGGUCAAGGCACGCUUUGAAUCACAGCGGGUCAAGAGCGAGACAGAGUUUAAGAUGGCCCUGGAGCAGCAGGUGACAGAGCGCCUGGCAGCCGUGCAUGAAGACAGCACCCGGCAGACAGCCGCUGUACGAGAGCAGCUCAGGAAACAGAUCAUGGAAAUGGCUGCACAGCAUGAGGCCGAGAUGGGAAAGCAGCUAGCUGAGUUCAAAUCGGAGCUGCAGGAGCGGGAAGAGAAGCACCGUGGUGUGGUUGAGGGGUAUGAGAUCAGGCUGGCGAAAGCACAGGAGGAGACAGGCAGACUCCUCGCUGCAAAGAGGAAGCUGGAGGUGCAGCGAGGUGAGAUGGUGAUCAAGCUGCAGAGCAUGAUGCAGACCCACUGGAACGAAGCACUGAAGGUGCUGAUGUCUGAAGGGUCACCCCCAGGCCACCAGAGACUGUCGCAACCUGCCCUCCAUCAUGACCAAGUGCCUGUUUAUAGGGAGCUUCACCGCACAACAUCAGCCAACGAAUCUGAUCUCUCGUCCUCCUCGACAUUGCCCUACCCAGUCCCAACCUCAGACACUGUCCAGCUGAAGCAUUCCUCUGAUGGCAGGGACACUCAGCAAUCUGGCACCCAAGCACACGGGAAUCUGGUCAAGCUGCAACACUCAGCUUGGGUCGGCCAAUGGGAGGAAUCCCAGUUCGCCAAUUCGGCCCUGGACUGCAAGGUUCGGGGUGAUGGGAUUGAGGUUGGACAACCCCACCAUGCCAGUGGAGAGCCUUGUGUGUUCAUGGAUAAUUCCACGUCAGAUGUUCAAAGCUUCCAUGGUUCAAUUCCUCAGGCCAUUCCCUUGCAGCCUGUGGCACUGGCUCCCUCUCACCAGCUGGCACCGAUGGCAGCCAAAGACCAGGAGUCUGACCUGCAUCCCAACAACCUUGGCAGACACCAUACACUGGCUUCAACUGCUGCUGAAACUCUGAAGCCCCUGAUGAAAGGUGGAGGAGGUUACCUGCAGCAGGGCCUCUCUCACUCUAGCAACCAGCCCCCACUGUGUGGGAACUCGUGGUUCUCUGAACAGAGCCAGAACCAGUCAGCGAUGCUUCCCCUGCUGCCCUACCAGCCAUCAAUGGAGGACCUCAGCCAGCUGUUAAAUUACAGCUUCCUCAGCCAUGGCAGCUUCCAGCCUCUGGAACCACAGGUGGACGAGACCAUGGUAACAGCCUCUGGGGUCCAUCCCGAUGAGCUAGCCGAACGCCCGUUCACCGAAGACGCAGAUGACAGCAGGCUAACCCACGAUCAGCCGGCCAGUGAGGGUGGAACCACCAAGAAUAGCAGCUUUGAGUCAUCAGGGGGACAAUCCUCCUCCCAGGAGCAGAACUCCCGAAGCAGUGAGCUCCAGUAUUACAUACAAAUGCUUUUAGACCGAUCGCCUGGGGAUCCUGUGGAAACUGGUGCGGAACCUGAGAAGCCCAAUGUAGUUCAGAAUGAUGUGACAUCCCAGCAAGGAGGAUCUCCAGUUUUGCAUGGUUGCCCCACUCUCUGGGAGAGUGCCAGGCCGCAGCCAAUGAGACAGUUCCCAGUUGGCCAGAAGAGCAAGCCUUCCAGCCGAGCCGUGCAGAAAGUGAAAGUGGAUCCCUCGGAGGCCGUCCCUCUGCAGCGGGCACUUGGAUCGCAAAGUCCUCGCAAAUCAGGAUUUUCAAGUGGAGUGCUGUCGCCUAAGCAGGUUGGUGAGCUGUCACGGUUGCUGAGCGUGCACCAUGUCACCUCCAACCGACCUGCUCCAGCCAUGGAGGAGCUGUUCACCUACCUGAGGGACAUCCAGCAGCAUGGGCCAGAGGGUUCAGAGACAGUGGCCGCAUCUGCUCGAAGAAACUUGGAUCAGAAGUUAAACCUAGUGGCCAAAGCAGAGUGCUCAGCUGCACAGAACAGCCAAAGACGGUUCUUGGCAAACAAGACAGUGACGGAAAAGAGCUCCAAUCCAGGCAAACUAGGGAAGAAACCCGCGCCGAGCAGCCAACCAGGCAGCAGAGGAGCAAAAACAGCGGUCUGGAGAUGAGUAAUCUUUGACACUGGGAAAUAAUUCCAGUGACCAAUCAAUCCCAAUGCUCUGCUCUGGUCAGUAUAGCCCAUUUGUCCAAGAUUGAGGUGGGAUAGAACCAGUUGGCAAGACAAUGGGAUCUUGUGAUCAAGAUUCUCCUUGUGCCUAAUUUUACGGUAAUGCUGAGGGGUUGACGUGAUUUUCAGUGCUGGUUUGCACUGAGCAUUUAUGCUCAUGAUGUCCUUUGGCAUCAGUUGGUAAUAGUGCCAUAUGAAAGGCAAUGGGACAGCAUUGCCUUUUACAGUCCGAAGCACAUUGAAAUGGAUGUCUGUAGGGAUCUUUGUCCUGCAAGUAACCUGUGUUAUACCUCCCGGCCCAAAUAUAAAUGGUGGUAUGUCUCUUCAGCAUGGCAGAAUGGAAUCAUAGGUCAUUGAGAUACAAAGGAAUGAAUUUUCUGCUUCAUCACUUACUCCAGCAAUUAACUUUCCAAUCAUAUCACUCCCUAGUAACUAUUCCAUGUUGCAGCAUAUUGUCUGGUCAAGUUAAUGUAUUAACGAACUGUGAGUGUUACAAAUUGUGUUUAGAUUAACCUCCAAUUCUUUGCAGGUGUUUUUCCCCACUUUUCUGCUUUCAAGCUUACUAUGCACCUAUUUUGGGUUGUUUUAUAAUCUGUUUUCCUGUUUAAUUUUGCGAUAAUUGGACUUUGCAUCUGAGUCAAGUAACAAUCACCUUGUUAGCUAUCCAUGAAAAGAGUUCUUGAUACAACUGUUUCAUUCUCACUGAUUUCAGUGACUUCCUCCCCUUCUCUGUCUCUAUCUGUCUAUCGCUGUGUCUCUCCUUUCAGUCCCUCACUUCCCUUUCUGGCCCUUUUACUCCUUUACUAUUCUGUCUUGCUGUCUCCUAUUUUACUCAUCAACCUUUGCCACUGUGCUGUGCUGUGCUGUGACAUGACAGCGACAGGUGUCACCCUGGAGAGAUAGACCACCUCCAUUCUGAUUUGCAAAGCAUUCCUUGAUUGCUUUCUCCACUUGUGUUGAUCCUUGCUGACAUAUCUGACCCAUUAAUUCCUGAGACAAUGAUUUCUCAUUGUAAAAGCAAUUUAUUUUGGUUAGAAUGCUGCAUUUUAAACUAUUUUUUAAAAAAAUGCAUUAUCACAAAAAUUAGCGACCUUUCUUGGAAAGAAUAUUUUUCUGCGGCUUUAUAUCUGUACGAGUAACUUUUGAUAAAUACGUCAAGAUGCUAAAUUUUCAUUCUUCUGUUGGUUUUUACAGCUAAAUUUAAUCUUGGGCUGUGUUCUGUUUAAGAUAUUGCUGCUAGGAUUUCAGUCCAACAUCCAGCACACAUUUCUGGUCUUUAGUAGUUCUGGCUGCAGAAAGACUAACAGUUACUUUAGCAACCUUGCUUCUGUUUUGUGUGUGAAGUGCAGGUUAAUAUCCUGAGGCUGAUCAUGUCUGUGUAUAAUUUUGGUUUAUUUUUCGGAAUGCCAACCUGCUGUACUUUGCCACCAGCCCGUAGUGGAGUGUUGUAACAGGCCUGUGUCCCACCUGGUUUACAAGGUUUGGUUUACAUUCCAGUAACUUUUAUAUUGUUAUUAAAAUUAGGUGCUACUUGGCUCACUGGAGCCCCAGGACCUGCUGGAAGCUUGUCAACAUUUCCACUCCCUCUGCUAUUUCCAAAACAUUUUAGCUAUUGUAUUUAAAUGGCCCUACAGCAUUUAGGAGUAAAUGAGGAACUUGGAGGAAGGUCAAGGGGCCUUGUCCAACAUUCGCACUUACUUUAACUCUGACCCACCAUGGUGGCUGAGAGUGUGGGUGGGCUGGUGGUAUUAAAUACAAGGCAUAUUAAGUGCAGCUUUCAGCAAUGUUCUGUUGUUUUGGAUUCUGCUCCAUGAAGUCCACAGAUUUCUGAGGCGAGGUUUCAACACCCCUCCCCCAAGAAAACCUGGAGUUGUGGGCGAGGGCAAUAGUUCUAUUGCACCUUAACUUUGAAUAUGCAGAGGGAAAAGAUUGCACCAAGCAUUAGUGACGGCAGUAUUUUAACAUCUGCAGCUGACCUCAUCCACAUUGUAAAGUCUAUAUUGGCUACCCUGUUAACUUCCAACUUCCAGGUGUGUAACCUGCCUUCCGUCCUACUGGAGAAGUUAUGGCAGAUGAUUUGAAUUGUGCUUGUGUGUUCCUGUGGGAAGCACAAGAAGUGUCAUUUGGAUUGACUGCUAAGUUUUAUAAUAUUUUUGUUUUAAAUUUUCAAGUAAGUGUUUGGUCCCUUUAUUUCCUAACACUUUGGUUCAGGUUAAUAUUUGAAAGUACAACGAGCCCGCAUUGAGACUCUGCUUUGAAUUCUCCCCCCAUACUGACAGACAAGAGUGUCCACAUGUCAAGGACAAGGGGGAUCAAUAGCUUCAGGCUUUAUGAGCUUGUAUGAUGAAGCCGAAAAUCAGCUGCCCUCUAAGGAGUGCUGUGUGUUGGGGAUAAUCUACUAACAUUGACAUAACCUCAGGCACCCCUGCAAAGAGUGAAAUACUUUUGUUUUUGUUGGGGAGAUGGGGCAUCCUUAUUACAUAAGCCGUAUAGCACAAAGAGAAGCCAUCCAGCUCAAGCAAUCUUUCUGUUGAAAGAAGAGUGAUUGAGCAGAAAGCUGCAGGCAUGUCUUGUCAGCCCACUUCUCCUCCUGAGUUUCCUUUCCACGAUGAUGAGCAGUCAUGUUUGGCACAUGGCACUUUCUGAUUAACCAGCCCCCCGCAAACACAGGCACAUAACCACCUGCCCAGGUUUAACCCCUACCCUGUGAACCUCUCCAAACAGUUCACCCCAGAUAGUUUGGAAAGAGCUUCACUGGACAUCCCAAAUAUGCUAGCAAUCUAAAGAAGCCUGCGACCUUCCCAAUGUGGUGUCCCAUGCAGCUACAUACAGGAUGCCAAAUCCCAAGUCCUGCACUUAAUUAUUUAAUACAGUAUACAAGCAUAUAUACAGCUUUGUGCGACAUACCCCUAUCUCAGUUGAAUUCAUUAUCUUUUGCUGUGUAUUGAUUCUAUUUAGUUGACUGUUUGUUUAUAUUUAUGUCUGUCUGCAUUGGUUUUUACAAACUUAAAUACCUUAUUUUAAUAUGGAUUUUAUACAAUAAACUUUUAUGUAACUUUUAACUUAAAAAAAACCUUUUAAUGCCUGUGUUGGCCUGAAUGCAAAGUUGUUGUCAUUUUCUGGGUAUUGGUAUCUGCUUUGCAAUAGCAGACCUCCUUUCAAACCUGAGGACCGAGUGUGGGCAUGGGUGCUACAUAAUUAUUAAUUUUGCUGUGUGCUUGUCUUGGGUUUAAAAGUCUGCAGAUUGUAAGGGGUAUGAGGGGUUGGGCA
Messenger RNA from Stegostoma tigrinum, 7089 nucleotides. It is a transcript of the gene cntrob, whose product is annotated as centrobin, centrosomal BRCA2 interacting protein. Gene Ontology annotation, cellular component: centrosome; centriole. The coding region runs from base 101 to 3760 and encodes 1219 amino acids. The record is from RefSeq and is a predicted model, not a curated record. Lineage: Eukaryota; Metazoa; Chordata; Chondrichthyes; Orectolobiformes; Stegostomatidae. Gene Ontology annotation, biological process: centriole replication; centrosome separation; regulation of cilium assembly. The transcript is spliced from 20 exons.